AUGCAGAAUCCUCCAAAUCGCACAUCCCGUCCGGCCGAUCCAUCUGCGGUUUCGUUUCUUACAACGCUACCCGCUGAAAUCCGUAACUGCGUGUACGAGUUGCUGUUCAAGCGCGAAGAUCCAGUCCUGCUUCAUAACGCGGAUGUUUACCAUGCGUCACAUCCUUUCCGUGGGGCUCUCGAGGAUUACUACAGCGAAUACGAAGACGGAGUCGGGAAAGACGAGGCAUUCCGACACGACUUUCAUGAGGGACUCGCUCUGCUAUCGUCUUGCCGCCAGAUACACGACGAAGCUUCUGGGAUCCUAUACGGCGGAAACACGUUCAUUUUCUCAAGACUGUUUGAUGAAGAGGAUUGUGACGAGUUGAACAGCCAUGAAGAAUACUCCCAGGUCGACUACGCGGCGAAGUGGCUGAACGAAAUCGAAACGCAAUUCAACCGCCUCAAGAAGGUUGUCAUUGAUGUAAAUGCGACCUGUUGUGAAGGUUUAUGUGCGGACAGCGAUGUGUUCGAAUUCUUGCCUCUAUUACGUUUUGUGUGGAAGAACCCGGACUCCCUCAAGAUAAUCUCGUUCGGAAGUGCUAGCGGAGCACUAUAUACGCACGAGCCUACGUUUGAAGCGGCCGAUAGAGAUGGAGAACCAUGGGUUGAUAGAGCGCGCAUGUUCAAUAACUUGCUCACUGCCUUCGCAGUACACGACGUUCUCGACAUACGCAAGUACGCGUUCUCUAACCAUCUCAUGUCUGAGAUCAGAAUACUCCAAUUUCCGGAACGGGAAUUGGGGGGUGCCGUGGGCAUGAGAGAUGGAAACGAAAUCGUAAUCGACUUGAACACACAUACCGUACGGGGCCUCGACUUCGGUAUCGCUCGAACAGGCCUAGUUCCCCGGCGCACCCUAGGGGAGCUUGUAUCACGUCUGAACCGAAUCAGCAUAAAGAUGACCAGCAAGAAGCCCGUUACAGAUUUUGACGGCUUCAAAAAGUUGGACGAUCUCCUGUCCAAGAGAUCCAAUCAUCCUACGGUCCUGGGAGCGAUGUUAAGUUCCUGGCCAGAGCCCCAUGCACAGACCCUUGUACUGGAAAUUGCUCCCGCCGAAGUGACCGCCCUCAGCACUGUCCGUAUUGACAUCAAAGAUUUGAUUACUCUACUACGCGACGGAUAUCCCCACCGUGUCUCCACCAUCUGCAUAACGCUCACUCCGCCUUCCCACACCGGGGCACCGCAACAAAGCACUACUGUCUCAACAGAGAAAUUACUGAGACAGACGUUCUUACUCCUAUCCGACUACAUACUUCAAGCAGAAGAGGAACUAUCUGAGUCUCCUGGUAUCAACACCGUGAAAGCUCUUCUCGAAGAACUGGACCCCUUCCCUGAACUCUGGAUAGACGGUUACGGCAAUCUUCUCCACGCCUCAACUGCCGAUAUGGACGCUCCAUUAAAAUUUCCCUAUGCCGAAUUCUUACGGCCGCUUCUACAGACCAUGGAGAACAAAGGAAAGCAGGUCGCGCCUUCCACUGAGAUCACAUCUGCCUGCGUCUUCGCAUUUUCCAAUCCUUUCGCAUACAAGAAGAUGGAGUCUUGCUACACAUUCCGCACCUGGGCCGGAGAAACCCUCACCAUAGCCUGCGCAAUCGGCUUGGUAGCCUCAAUCGCAGGCAUCCUAGCAGUAUACGACGGCAAACCUGUACCAGACUGGGGCAGCGACCUCAAUCUCAACGCUCUCAUCGCGCUUUUAUCAACAGUUCUGCGAGCUCUACUGGUCGUCACCGUUGCGCAGAUUAUAUCGCAAAGGAAAUGGGACUGGUUCAGCGUCACGAGCGCCCGGCCAUUGUCAGAUAUCCAGCGGUUCGACUACGGUAGCCGCGGGGCUUAUGGAGCGUUGCUUCUCAUUCCGACUGUUUUUCUCAAGGACUUUGUUACACUGGCUGCCGCGGUCGUGUUGCUACUGUCGUUCUUGGUGGGACCUUUCGCUCAGCAGGCUAAUGGUGGUUCAGACGGAGGCCCCACAACCGAUCUUGUUGCCGCAAUCCUGUCCAGCGUCGUAUCGCCCUACGGCAUUGAGAAUAAGAUACGCACCAGUUGCCCCACGGGGAACUGUACUUUCAGCAAUCUGGGUCCCAGACCAGAGCUGGAGAAGGCUUUCUUCGACUCUAAUCAGAGCAUGCAUUCGAAGGUUGGAAUGUGCAACAUAUGCACAAACGUGGCGUCAUUAGUGACAAGCAAGAUCGAGAGUACAGAGUGGAGUAACAACACCGUCCACUCUCUGCCCAGCGGCCUGAACCUAUCAGUAGGAGCAGGCCAUUUCGAAGUCUCAACCAUGAAGCCAACUCCCGACCUCACCUGGAUGGGCAGUCUCCUAACCGACAGCGUCAGAGAAGCAUCCAGAUGGGCCUACAUCAACGCAACCCUCCUCAACAUCGGAAGCACCCCCAUCACCGCAUCAGUAUGCAGCCUAUACCCAUGCACACGCACCUACAAAAGCACAAUCAAAGACUCCGAGCUCCACGAAUGGGAAGCCCCCUCCUCAGCCAUGCGCCUCCAAAUCCCCGGCGCCCACCACGAAGAACUCGACCUACCCACUUCCAGAAACAGCCUCUCCAACACGGAAUACUCAUACACAACACGCCGAGAGCCGUGCCGCGUAGGCCCCUGGACGCUAUACAGCGGCGGUUUCAUCCCCGAAGGCACCGCGACAGCGGAAUUACAGCUCUUCGACUUCACGCACGAGAAAUAUUCGUUUGAGAAUAUGACGUGGCCGGAACAGUGUAUAUAUCGGCAACCAGCCGAGUUCGUCAAAGCGGUCGCUAUGGUUAUGAAUGACGAUAUUUUCGAUGGGUAUUGCCAGUCGUACAAGACGUUUGAUUGCUUCAAGAACUGCAAAAACAGCGAGUUUUGCCAGUUGGAAAUAUGGUAG
Messenger RNA from Alternaria ventricosa, 2913 nucleotides. RefSeq lists its product as uncharacterized. The record is from RefSeq and is a predicted model, not a curated record. Lineage: Eukaryota; Fungi; Ascomycota; Dothideomycetes; Pleosporales; Pleosporaceae. The coding region runs from base 1 to 2913 and encodes 970 amino acids. The transcript has 6 exons.